Culex quinquefasciatus (southern house mosquito) is the source of this 477-nucleotide messenger RNA. RefSeq lists its product as uncharacterized. The transcript has 3 exons. The record is from RefSeq and is a predicted model, not a curated record. The coding region runs from base 1 to 477 and encodes 158 amino acids. NCBI's taxonomy places the organism in Eukaryota, Metazoa, Arthropoda, Insecta, Diptera, Culicidae.
AUGCACCACAACAACGAGAAGCCGCGCGAACAGCGCCGCCGUCGGAUAGCCUCGUCCCGCCGCUGGCAGGACGACCGACGCAUCCCAAGCUGUUGGGAAACCGCAUGUACCUCGGCGACAAAAGCGAUCACCCACGAGGUCCAGGUAGCAGCACGACGACCGGCGAUUGGCGACAGCACGUACGCCGCCGGUGACACCCAACAACGCCAGUUUCGGCCCCACCGUAGCCGAAAGACCGCCACGAGUUCCAGCAAGCGGCCUCGAGAAGGCCAAGUUCAGCCGACGACGAAGCGCACGUGGCAUCGUGCACCGUGCACCACAACUCCAGCACCAGGCCGUCCAGAUCGCAGAAUCGACAGGCCGAGAACGGCUGACUUCGCACCGCACGUGGCCUCCCACCGGCCAACCGCAGAAGCCGCCAUCUUCAAGAAGCCGCCAGCAUGCCCCCCGCAACACACACACACACGCCCGCAGUGA